CACGCCAAUGUGCAAUGAGCUAAUGUUGAGAUGUCGACUACAAGAUAAUAUGCUGCCGUGUAGUCACCUGUUUCAGAAACAACUCAUCGCCUGGGCUGGGGCAUGUUGUGUUAUGUCCUCAAAAACAGGCACGGAAAUAACAAAAACCACGUCACGGUCAAAAAUAUCGCUUAAUACGAUAUUAGAUGUGGUGUUGAAAAACGUCCAUGGGAAUGAUAGUUAUUAUUACCAGUUCUUCUCGAAGUACUCCAGCGAAGACGCCAGCGCCGUGUCAACGCACCCCAUCGACAGAGGCCGCUACUACAUCGCACAGCUAAAGUUCACUUCCGUGCAGGACAAAGACGCGGACAGACUCGUCACAGGGUCUUGUGUCGCUGACCAGGGAUAUUCUAGGACAAAAUGUCAGAUGAACUGCCGUGAACAAGUGUGCGGCUGCUCCGACCCUAUGCACACGGAGCAGUCCAUAAAUGACGGCUUACCUACCUGCAGUGUUACCCAAAUGCCAUGUCAUGCCACUGUCAAACUAGGUCCGCAUCAAGGCCAGGACAUGUGCGACUGCAAGCCUGCGUGCAAAUUCGUUUCAUCGAAUAUAGCGUUGCGGGCACUGGCGUUACGGGAUACGAAAUAUACUUUUGACUCCUUAUUUGCGGACGUGAACUACUCGGCGUCUGUGGUGCUGAGUCUGCGUGUCACGAUUGGUCAAUCCAAGAUCUUCAAUCGCAUGUCCACUGAAACCUGGUUCACUUUGCUUUGUACGUUGGUGGCGUCGUAUAAUAUGUUGAUUUUCCUUUCUAGCAUCGUUGGGUGGCGUUUUCAGCAUGUUCCUAGGCGUGGGCCUAUUCAGCGCACUGGAACUAUUCUUUUUUUUAAUUGUCAGACUGCCUCUAUCUAUUCGAAGAUCAUUAAAAAUGGACAACUCUGUUAUAAUUCUACAUGCUAAGUAGUAUUAAUCU
Hyposmocoma kahamanoa is the source of this 953-nucleotide messenger RNA. Its product is annotated as sodium channel protein Nach-like. The transcript has 7 exons. Gene Ontology annotation, biological process: sodium ion transport. Lineage: Eukaryota; Metazoa; Arthropoda; Insecta; Lepidoptera; Cosmopterigidae. Gene Ontology annotation, molecular function: sodium channel activity. The record is from RefSeq and is a predicted model, not a curated record. Bases 8 to 940 code for a protein of 310 amino acids. Gene Ontology annotation, cellular component: membrane.